Boleophthalmus pectinirostris (great blue-spotted mudskipper) is the source of this 1812-nucleotide messenger RNA. RefSeq names its product carbohydrate (N-acetylgalactosamine 4-0) sulfotransferase 14 (gene chst14). NCBI's taxonomy places the organism in Eukaryota, Metazoa, Chordata, Actinopteri, Gobiiformes, Gobiidae. Bases 108 to 1226 code for a protein of 372 amino acids. Gene Ontology annotation, biological process: carbohydrate biosynthetic process; dermatan sulfate proteoglycan metabolic process. Gene Ontology annotation, molecular function: sulfotransferase activity. The record is from RefSeq and is a predicted model, not a curated record. Gene Ontology annotation, cellular component: membrane. The transcript has 2 exons.
UUCUGCUUUUCCAAAGUUCAGUAUGGGUACGUGGUAGCGGACCCAGACAGGCUGGUUUGGGGACUUUUUAUCCGUUUGCCCCAAAGCUUGAUUAACGGAACGGGAAUAUGUUUUCUUUCAAGGCGGAGCGCUCGGCGAAGAGGCACGGAGGCGCUCGGAGCGGACCUCCUGGAACCAUUCGGGUCACCAUGAACUCUGUGUCGGUGCGCCGCAACUCUGCCGUGCUGCCGUCCGUGCUUACUUUCCUGGUGAUUGUGGCAUCGGGAGGCCUGCUCAUGAUGAUCGAGAAGGGCAUGCUGAACACCGUGGAGGCUCCGGGACCGCGGGCCAUGGGCAGGAGGGUCCCCACGGCAGGGGAAAUGGGAAACAGUCACGGAUACGAAGACGUGGACUUCCAGGUUUCUCAGGACAUCCGGAACCGGACCAUCAAGGCCAUGUGCAGUCAGAGGAACAUGCCUCAUGAUAUUUGGUCCCUUCAGCCAGCACAGAGACGGACGUUACUCCAACACAUUUUAGUCAACGACCAAUACGGCUUUCUCUACUGUUAUGUGCCCAAAGUCGCCUGCUCCAAUUGGAAAAGAGUUCUGAAGGUUUUGAGCGGGGCCUUGGAGAAUGUCAAAGUCAAUAUUAAGAUGAACCACAAAAGUGAUCUUGUAUUUCUGGCAUCCAUGAAACCAGACGAAAUAAAGUACAGACUUAAGCACUACUUCAAAUUCAUGUUCGUGCGAGAACCUAUGGCUCGUCUACUUUCUGCGUACAGGAACAAAUUUGGCGAGAUUGAGUCUUAUCAGAAAAAAUAUGGCAUUGAAAUCGUAAAAAGAUACAGGAAAGGAUACAUCAAGGAUUCCAAAAUUGCCGGAGAUGAUGUAACCUUUGAUGAAUUUGUCCGUUACUUGCUCGAUGAAGAUAUCGAGCGAAUGAAUGAGCAUUGGAUGCCCAUGUACAACUUGUGCCAGCCCUGUGUCAUACCGUAUGACUUCAUUGGUUCCUAUGAGAACCUUGAACGGGAUGCAGAGUAUGUGCUUCAGCAAAUCAAAGCACCCCCAACUGUCCAUUUUCCAGAAAGGCAGGCAUGGUACAAGCCGAUCACACCAGAAACAUUACAUUAUUAUCUAUGCAGCCUACCACAAAGACUACUAAAAGAACUCCUGCCUAAGUAUAUUCUAGACUUUUCACUUUUUGCAUAUCCACUUCCCAAUAUUACCACUGAAUACUGUCGACAUUAGCUACAGUGUUUUAUAGUUACACUCUUCAAUAAAUAUGUAUAUGGUUGAAAAUCCUAUUUAUUUUGGUAAGGAUUUGCUUUGUAAUUGUGAUUUUUGAGUGUUUAUUGCUUUAGCCUCCCAGCACGAUGGUCAAACUCAAGUGUCCUGUUUAAUGCGUGGAAAAUAUAGCUACUGACAUAAAUGGACUUUUCGGUGUUAUGCUAUACUGUCUAUGGUUGUACCCGUACAGCAAGUUUACAAUUUAGUACUGCGUUACUGGGGAGCAAGUUACUUUUUGUUGUUACAUAUCCAGGUUAAUGAUGUAACCUGCAGGAAAACCACUUUAGAAAACAAAUGUCUUUUCAAAUUUCCAUGCACUGUUACAUAGUAUUUGACUGGCUGUAAAAUGAACAUUAGAACAUUUUUGUGGUAUUUUUUAUAUGUGAUUCAACAGGUUUAAAUGCAAGAAUGGCUGCUGGAGUUUAGCUUGCUGGCUGAACAAAUACACUUUUCACUGUGUUGAAAACUUCUAUGGGUCUCUUAUCAUUCCUAAAACCUUCGAUAUUUUAAUAAACUCAAAUAUUUCUAAGAUUGACUAAGUGCUGAA